AUGACUACCAAGUUACUCAAUGUUGCGCUACAUGUUGAACGAAACCUGAUAUUUGGUGUUUCUCGAGAUGAGAAAAUGCCCACCCCAGGCGAGGGGGAGCUUCUCAUCCGGACUCAUUUCUCCGGGGCGAACCCGGCAGACAUCAAGCAUUCCACCCAUCUUGGAAUCUAUCCUGCACGGCUUGGUUACGACUUCUUGGGAACAGUUCUCCAGGCUCCUUCAGGGUCAGCCUUCCACGUUGGAGACACCGUGGCCGGCUAUACUCCAACCGGAAUCGAUCGACCAGCCAAGUAUGGCACUCAUCAGAGCUACUUGGUCUGCCCCGAAACAAUGGCAUAUUCUGUUCCUGAGAAUCUUCCUUCUGAUCAUGCUGCAUGUUUGACUGUGGUCGCUAUGACAGCGGCGGAUGCACUGUACAACUUGUUCAAAUUUCCCCUCCCUGGUUCAUCUGACAGCAACACUGCCGGACCACUUUUGAUCUGGGGUGCAUCAACGAGUGUAGGAAUUUGUGCUGUUCAAUUCGCGAAGGCUAGUGGAGUCUUUCCCAUUUUCGUCUCGGCUUCGCUAGAAAGACAUGCUCUUUUCCAAGAACUUGGCGCCACACAGUGUUUUAAUUACAAGUCACCAUCUGUGGUAGAUGAUAUCAAGUCAGUGCUGAGAAACUACCAUUGUGAAGGGGUAAAAUACUCCUUCGAUGCUGUGGGAAGUCUCAACGGCCUGGGCUCAGCACAAAUGGUGGCUUCUUGUGCCUCCCCAGACGCUAUCUUGGUCUCUGUUGUGGUGCAAAAAGAUCCUCGGUUUGUGAUGCCAUUCGCUGUCACAAAUGAGGAUGUCACACUUAAGAUCCCGGGAGUUCCCCAUCUAAUUACAAUACCGGCUCGAAAGGAGGACCAUGAACGUGCAUGGAGCGCCCUUCAAUGGGCAGUGAGCAACUACGGAUCCCGUUUUCGGCUCGUGUCUGUCGAUAUUUUCAAAGGGCGAGCGGAAGAUGCUCUCGAGGAGUUGAAGGCUUUAGCCGAUAAUGGUCGAGGUUUUGGGAAGCUGGCUCUCAUGCAUCCACUUCAAUGA
Molecule: messenger RNA, 1068 nt
Organism: Penicillium daleae
Lineage: Eukaryota; Fungi; Ascomycota; Eurotiomycetes; Eurotiales; Aspergillaceae
Product: zinc-binding alcohol dehydrogenase family protein
Exons: 1
Coding region: 1-1068 (355 amino acids)
Molecular function (GO): oxidoreductase activity, acting on NAD(P)H
Source: RefSeq, a predicted model, not a curated record